UUUAUCCUGGAAAAUUCUUGAUGUCAUUACAAAGGUGUGUUUGUAGUCUGUUUUUGGUUAAGUUUUAACUGGGCAUGGAAUCUGAAAUAAACCCAUGGGAUAUACGCCCCAAGACACAGGAUCGUGCGACUAAACGUACUGCUCCUCUUCAAGUGCAGUUAGCAAAGAAACUGAAGCUUAAUUUCUCUAAAGAAUGUCUACCGCAAGAGAAAUCCCCCAGUAAAACUACCCUAUCCACAAAUCCAUCCAUAGAUUUAGAAGAAAAGGAGAAUGUUGUCAACAAUUUGGAAAGUAGCUGUUUUACUUACAGUGCCAAAAGAUGUCUGUCUACGCAUUCGAAUACAAAACCAAUUCUAAAGAAAGUGAAUAGUAUUUUACCUCAUCAAUCAUCAGAAGUUCCAAUCAUUUCUACCAAUUUAACUAAUCUGACUACUCCGUUUGAAGCCGAUACUUCCAUAAAAGCAAAUUCAGUAAUUAGUGACAACAAAGCAGGUGCAUUUCAUGAAUACGUUAAUUAUCGUAGUGCUACACGGUCGCAUAUACCAAAACCUAUACCCACAAAGUGUGGUUCUUUGCUUAGUCGUCCAUUAGUUGACGGAACAAGUAUACUGGACAGUGAUGAGUUUGUGACACCUAUAAAUACAGCCCAUGGAGAUUCUUCAAAUGUCACGGAAGUUACCAGCAUCUCCAAAGAUCUGGAAAUUCCAAGUGCUAAUUCUACCACAGCUGCUGACACUAAUCAAACAGUUCCCACAGACAUAACAGUUGAUACUACAUUCAAGAAGCGCACAUCAAACAGUAUGAAAUCCAGUCGAGUUAAUCUUCCUACUCACAAUUAUGUAAAGAUUAAUUUAAAGAAGAAACAAUUUUGUAAGAAAGGAUCUUCAAAACAAAGAGCACUAAAAAGACAAGUGUAUUUGAGUAAAUUAAAGAAAAAGUUUAAAAAUAAUUCUUAUCAAAAGAAAAAUACUUGUUACACUUGUGGAGCUACUGGUCAUUGGUCUAAUAAAUGUCCAAUGACCAUAAUGCAAUCGAAAACUUCAACAACUGCUAAUCAUUCACAGUAUUCACAGAAAUAUGAUGUUGCCUGUAAAAUACUCAAUCUUAACGAACUCGAUGUUCGAUUUUGUCAACCUCAACUUGAAGAUGUUUUUCCUGCAGACUUUUUAUCAAAUAGUAGUUCGUCUGAAAUAUCAAAUCCCUCCGUGUCUAUUGAUGAAUUGUCCCGUUCUAUAAAGUCUUGCUUAAAGCAGUUGGGAUUCGAUUCUUUUCGUGCUGGUCAAGAAUUGGUUAUACUUCGUACACUUUUGGGUGUGUCUACCCUCUCGGUAAUGCCGACAGCUUCGGGGAAAUCAUUGUGCUAUCAAAUACCUGCGAUGAUAUACCAGCAACUUUAUAAGACAGUUGCCUUGGUCAUUUCACCUCUUAUUUCUCUAAUGCAAGACCAGGUAGUGCAGCAUAUGUCGGGUGUACAAGGAGCUUAUUUAAAUUCUAGCCUAUCUGCUGAUCGCAAAAGAGAAAUAUUAGAAGAGGCACAGAAGGGAAAAUAUUCUUUUCUUAUGCUAUCACCUGAAGCAAUUGUUGAAUCUGAUUGGCUACUUCAGUCAGGACGUUUACCUCCGAUCAGUUUCGUUUGUAUUGAUGAAGCGCAUUGUUUAGCUGAUUGGUCUAAUCAUUUUCGACCGUCUUAUCUACGUGUAUGCAAUCUACUAAGAAGAUAUAUGAAAGUCAAAUGUUUUCUAGGUUUGUCGGCAACAUGUACUCCAAAUGUGAUUAAAAAUAUCUGUAACAAUUUGGGUAUAAUAAAUCCAAUAAGAUUAAUUGGUGAUCAAAUUGACCAAAGUACACUGUAUCAAUCUGGUUAUGUACAACCGGUGAUUACACCGUUACCGUCACAUUUAACCAUAUCAGCAUCAAUGGAUGCUAGAAAAGAUGAAGCUUUAUUAAAACUGUUAACCAAUAAACCAUUUAGCCAGCUAACAGGUGGUGUAUUAAUCUAUUGUGCUACAAGAGAACAAACUGAACGUUUAGCCUCAUUUAUUCGUACAGCCCUACAAGAUGUUGUAGAUAAGAUUGGACGUAAACGUAUGUCAUGGACAACAGCUGCCUAUCAUGCUAGUCAAACAACAAAUGAACGAUCACGUAUACAGAAAAAAUUUAUGAAUGGACAAAUACGUGUCCUGAUUGCCACUUGUGCUUUUGGUAUGGGAUUGAAUAAAUCAGAUCUACAAGCUGUAAUACAUUAUUCACUUACUAAAUCAUUUGAAAACUACAUACAAGAAAUAGGUCGUGUUGGACGUAAACAACAAUCUUCUUACUGUCAUGCAUUUCUUCCGUCUUCAUUAAUGGACGAUCCAAGUGAAGCAAAUGACAUUCGACGGCAUAUAUUUGUCAAUCACAUUGAUCUUGUCUUAUUAAAACGUUUAUUAAGCCUAGUAUUCAAAGAUUUCCGUUGUGUUUGUCGUCAAACUGAUGAUGGAUCUCAGACAAAUGAUCAUACAUCCUCCUUCUCCUCCGCCUCCUCGUCGUGUCAAGGCCAUGUGCAUACAGUCGAUUUACAAGCUAUCAGUGAACAAGUCGAUAUCAAGCCUGAAAGUUUAAUCACAAUAUUAGCCUAUAUGGAAUUGGAACCGAAUAAUCCAAUCAUUUCAAUACUUCAUUCUGGUUAUACAAUUGCUACAGUCGAUUGUUAUGGAAGUCAAAAUGAAAUGGCUUAUGCUUCUCAGCGUUGUUUAGCUAUAGCCGGUUCAUUGAGUCUAUGGCGGAGAAAUGAACAAUUACAACAAAAGUCUAAAAGUUGUGAUGAUAAUACCAGUUGUCCUAGACAACUAGAGAUCAAUUUACCACAAUUAUUUAAUCGUUGGGGUUGGAAACCAAAUGUUGUAAAAAAAGAAUUAAAAAAUCUUGAAUGGGAUACUACUACUUCUAAUGAUAAUGAUAAUAAUAAUAAUUCUAUUACUGGUCAAUUGAAUAAAACAUAUCGUACUGGUGUAAGCGUUAAUUUCUCUCAAUGGAAUUUAUGGUUAUGGAUUCAUGGACGAGAAGUACCAAUUACCAAUGAACGUCUGGAUGCUUGUUUAAUGUAUUUAAAUAAUCGUUUACAACAAACUGAAAAAACUGCUCUACAAAGUAUUGAACAAUUGACAUUAACUUUAGGCACUGUUGUACAACCAUCUAUUGAAGAUGUUUAUCCUAUAGAGAAUAUUAAUAAUAAUAUUAAUGUUGAUAUAUUAUUCAAAGAUAAAUCUAAGCCUGUAUUGGAGGAAUCUGACUUGAAUGAAAAUUGUAAACAACGCUCAUUAGUUGUGCAUGAAUUGAUUAAAUCGCAUUUUUCUGAUACUGAGCCUAUACUAUCAGAGGAAAUGUUAGUCAUGCUGAAGAAUUGUCAAUCUCAAUAUCAUUGGCCUCCAGAGAUAACGGAUAGUCAGGUUGCUCAAGUGCAGUCGACUGUACGAGAUUUUCUCCGGGUGCAUGAAUCUAGUCUUAAUACAACUAUUACAGGUCGAGUACUUGCUAAUAUAUUUCAUGGUAUAUCAACUCCUCAAUUUCCUGCAACUACAUGGUCACGGUGUCAUCGAUUUUGGAAAGCACAUAUGAAUAUCGAUUGGCCAAGUAUAAAAAGAAUUGCUACACAAGAAUUAUUGAUUCAUUAUACAUGGACCUGAUUUAUGUCAAUUAUUUGUGUUGUAUUCAGAUGUGACUAGAGAAUAAACUAUUUUUAUAUUAAUGUACUUAAUAAUGUGAAUAAAUGGUUAUUUUUCUAGAUAAUCCUAUGAAUUAGUGAGAUUAUGACUUCUUUUGUCAAGUUAAUAUUCAGCAGUUGUCGAACAAUCUAAAUAAAAGC
Trichobilharzia szidati is the source of this 3844-nucleotide messenger RNA. The record is from the annotation of a GenBank genome assembly. Lineage: Eukaryota; Metazoa; Platyhelminthes; Trematoda; Strigeidida; Schistosomatidae.